AUGUCAGCCCCUCGACGGAAUGGUCUACUUUCAUCAUGCGAACCAUGCCGCAAAUCCAAGCUCCGAUGCGAUCACACUCUUCCAGUCUGUCAGCGGUGCGUGACAAACCGUCGAACACAGCAAUGCACCUAUCACCCGUGCCCUCUCACCAAAGGCCGACCGAAGAGAGCCUUGGUCCGUAGCAAUCAAAACCAGAGAGAAUCUCACUCUGGUGAUGAUGGUGUCUCGUCGAAUAGGGAGUCGUUCGACUGGGUAGACAAAAUGCCCUCCGUCCCUGCUCGUAGAUUCGAACCGAAGCCGACCGGGCGUCGGGAUGAAUCAUUCUCUCCCCUGGGGUUUUUGGGCCCCACGAGCCAUGCAACGGUCUUCGGUGAUGAUGCUUCGGAUGGUGAGUCGCAGUUGAGUCUUUUCGGUGACAUCAACACGGCGGCGGUCGAUUCGACGAUGGUGGAAAUCGGAGCACAGAUUCUGUCACUCUUAGACCAUAUUCCCUUCUACGCAGAGUUGCUUGAAAAGCGGUUCGACCUGUUUGAGGGGUGGAUUUUUGGCCCACAACUGAUUCGAGAAGCUCUACUCGGAUUGCAAAUGCUAUACCACGGUGUGGUGCAAGAUUCCAGUGCGGACAAUCGACAUACCCGUCUUCUAGAGGGUUCGAGACUGGUUUUCCGCAACACCGCCGCCACGAUCGAAAUGGAUCUUGCCAUGACAUUGGCCGACUAUGUUUCACAGGUGUCUCCGCGAUGGGAAACCGUUGGGUUAAUCUUUGCCUUGGUAGGUACCGCAUCGUAUCAGAUUGCACCGGGUGAAGGGGUCCUCACGCGUGAUGGGAUCCCGGGGAAAGAUCGGCAUGGGUUGCGAAAGAUUGCCGUCGCAGUUAGUGACAUGUGCUUGCAAUUCUGCAAUAAAGUUGGUGUAAUCAGUGAUCCCUUGUGCUGGGCAGCCGUUCAACACACCGUUUUCAUGAUGGACAUGCACGGGUCCAAUGAUUACAGAACAUGGCAGAGACAGGGGGAAGUAGUUUCCCUGGUAUUUGCCCUUGGCCUUCACCAGCGAACAGUUGAUGAGCGCACUCCCUUCUUCUUGUCUGAGAUCCGCAGCAGAACCAUGGUAGCUGCAUACUCGAUGGACAAGGAGCUGGCUACCUUUUUGGGUCGGCCUCCUCGCAUAUGCCGGCAAUACUGUGACUUACGGUUCCCUCUAGACAUUGGGUGGGAAGAUCUAGUGGCAGACACUUCCAUUCGGGAGGUCGCAAUCCAGCAACUCAAUCCAGAUGGUUGGAAUGUGCAGGGAGACCCGGACAAAGGAGCGAGACCCCGACUCACCCUGCUGGCCAGCAUUCUCCGGGAGAUGAUCUUGGAAUUGUCGCUCAGCCACGAUGUGGAUAAUUUGUGGGACAGAACAGUCGCAAGAAAGACCGGAGAGAUCCCGGACUCCCUGAUCGAUACGUCCCAGGAUAUUCUCGCGGGCCUUCUAGAUCUGGUCUCCAAGCAAUCGCGGGCAGGACCUGUCAGUCAUCUCACCAUAUUCGAUUUCUCCUACAUCGGUCUUCCAGCCGCUGCCUCAUCCGCAAACCAAGCAACAAGCGGGACAUCCUUUCCUCGAUCCAAGAUCAUUCAGAAUCUCAGUGUUUUUGCAGCACAGAUCGAAACGUUCUUCCCCAGUAGAGAAGGUGAUUACGAUACUUGCAUGAAAGGCCUCGCAUACAUCCGGCGGGUUCUCGAUUCUGUUCUGUCGGCAUGCGCAGGCGCUGUGUCGGGACAACCUUCUGAUGAAACCAGGGCAGUCGAAGGUGGCUUAUCCGGGGAUACAGACAUGGAUUUUGAGACAUUGUUCGAGAAUUUCGACUGGGAGCAGGAGAUACGGCCUCUUUUUACUUGA
Messenger RNA from Aspergillus candidus, 1878 nucleotides. Its product is annotated as putative chromatin structure remodeling complex protein RSC3. Gene Ontology annotation, molecular function: zinc ion binding; DNA-binding transcription factor activity, RNA polymerase II-specific; DNA binding. The record is from RefSeq and is a predicted model, not a curated record. Lineage: Eukaryota; Fungi; Ascomycota; Eurotiomycetes; Eurotiales; Aspergillaceae. The transcript is spliced from 5 exons. Bases 1 to 1878 code for a protein of 625 amino acids. Gene Ontology annotation, cellular component: nucleus. Gene Ontology annotation, biological process: regulation of DNA-templated transcription; DNA-templated transcription.